AUGUCACGCUCAAGCAGCCAUGGCGAGGCAAAAAAAAUGCCAGCUUUGCCCCGGCCCAGUUCCAGGCCGCCAGCAAGCGAUAGCCCAACAUCGAAUGCCACUGCAGUCGAUAUGCCUGUUCGAAGCGCAACGUCACUGACAAUUCCCGAUAGUGUAAUCUUGGUCUCACCGCAAAAUGAAAUCUUGUUGCUCCAUCGAGUCAAGACAUCGACUUCUUUUGCGUCUGCCCAUGUCUUUCCUGGAGGUAAUCUGUCUGAGCAAGACGGACCGUGUCCUCCACCCGAGAAUCUUUCCAGACAUGAAGACGGACCUCAUUACCGUCGGGCUGCCCUUCGAGAGCUAUUUGAGGAGAGCGGAAUUUUGCUUGCCAAAGAUCGCAAGUCCGGGAAAAUGUUAGCUGUUGACGAGGCCACGCGGGAGCAGGGCCGGAAGCUCAUUCAUCAAGGGAAAGCGACGUUUGACGAGUGGUUAGCGCAACAACAUCCGGAUGCCGAGCCUGACACAGAAAAAUUGACCCCUUUCACCCGCUGGAUAACCCCCAGUGCAAAUGCCAAGCGCUAUACAACCCAGAUGUACAUCUACUUCAUGCCACUGCCAGUGAACGUGGAUGAAAGCUUACUCAAAGAAUUGCCACAAGAGGGUGAGCGCGAGGAGAUCCAGGUGCCAUCGAGUGACGGUGGCAUCGAAGUCACAGAGGCACAAUUUUUGCCGGCAAAGGAAUGGCUGCGUCGCGCACAGAACGGAGAGAUCAUCCUUUUCCCGCCUCAAUUCCUACUUUUGUACCUGGUGUCUGGCUUCCUGGACCAGCAUCCACGGACAGGGCUUUCUGUGGAAGAAAUGGAGCAUCGACGAAACAAACUCAUCAGAUUCAUACACUCGGGAUCGCCUGCUUGGACAGAUAAGUGCAUAUCACCCAAGAUGACCAAAGUUGCCGCGGAUGGACGUACCGUUCUCGCGUUGCAUGACCCGGGUUAUGAAUUGAAAGGGUCGAAGAGGCAGGGCGAGUCGGAUUAUGUCGUUCUUGUACGAUUCAUGAAGGGGUCUGCGAGGGAAGUAACGGUUGCCUUGAAAAAGGAUAUCCUCAAAGACGAGCGCAGUAACCUUUGA
Penicillium diatomitis is the source of this 1107-nucleotide messenger RNA. Its product is annotated as NUDIX hydrolase. The transcript has 3 exons. The coding region runs from base 1 to 1107 and encodes 368 amino acids. The record is from RefSeq and is a predicted model, not a curated record. Gene Ontology annotation, cellular component: mitochondrion. Lineage: Eukaryota; Fungi; Ascomycota; Eurotiomycetes; Eurotiales; Aspergillaceae. Gene Ontology annotation, molecular function: hydrolase activity, acting on acid anhydrides, in phosphorus-containing anhydrides.